UCCCCAGUUUCAAAAGCAAAGCAUCAAUCUUGGGUCCUCUGAGCUUCUCUGCGAUUCAGCUACAAUCACCCAAACAGCUACUUGAGUACCCAUUUUGAAUCGGAACAAGUUGGUAUUGAUUUUGGGUAGUGACAUUUUCGGACUUAAAUAGCCGGGUUUUAGGAUGGCGUUGGUUGUGAUUUGCGGGCAGCCCUGCAGUGGGAAGUCAAUGGCUGCCGCCUGCCUAGCUGAGGCUCUGAAAGAAUCAGGGUCGAAUCAUACAGUCAGGGUUAUUGAUGAAACUUUGUUUCAUCUUGACCGUAAUCAGAGCUAUGCUAAUAUGCCUGCGGAGAAGAACUUAAGAGGGGUGCUGAGAUCUGAAGUUGAUAGAUCGGUGUCAAGAGACAGUAUCAUUAUAGUAGAUUCUUUGAAUAGCAUCAAGGGGUAUAGGUAUGAGCUGUGGUGUUUGGCUCGUGCUGCGGGAAUAAGGUAUUGUGUGGUAUAUUGUGAUGCUGGUGAAACCCAUUGUAGAAAGUGGAAUGAGGAGCGUAGGGAGAAGGGAGAAGAUGCAUACAAUGAUAAGAUUUUUGAAGAUUUGGUAAGAAGGUUUGAGACACCAGAUAGAAGAAAUCGGUGGGAUUCUCCUUUGUUUGAGUUAUGGCCACAUAGAGAAGGUAUAGUAGGAUCUUCAGCUGCUAUUCUAGAUGCGAUUCUGUAUCUAACUAAGAAGGUGGACUCAAAGACGCGGGAUGUGAAAACUUUACAGCCAACUAUUGCAACACAGAACACACGGUUUUCUGAGGCGAACUCUCUGUAUGAGUUGGACCGAGCAACACAAGAGGUGUCCAAUGCUAUUGUGGAAGCACAAUCACAGGCACUUGGAGGGCCUUUAAAUGGAGUUUCGGUUGGUCAGGGGCUACCACCUAUCAAUAUUUCUAGACCAGUAGGGCUUCCAGAGCUACGAAGCUUGAGGCGAACUUUCAUAAAAUUGACAGGGCAAACGAGUUUAAGUGGGCGACCGCCACCUUCUGAUGCAGACAGCGCAAAGAGGAUGUUUGUUGAUUACUUGAACAGGGAAUUGGCAAAUGCUUGAGUGAGGAAAAUAAGGUCACUGCUACCUUCAGUUUUUGAUACCACUCUGGGUUGCGCCAGAUUCUUGCUCUGAUAAAACUCCUGCAUCGAUGGGAAUUGCUGCCUUGUUCUGCCUUGCAUCUAUACUAAGAAGGGCUGUUGCUCAUCACUGUACUACCAUUCUUACAUGUAUUAUUAAAAACUUUUUUCUUACUCAGUUUUCCUUGUUUCUUACUUUACAAUUGAUGGCAUGGCCUUGAAUUUUGAAUUCUUCUGAACUAUAUUCCCAACAUGAACAGAUAGAGUU
Molecule: messenger RNA, 1357 nt
Organism: Fragaria vesca subsp. vesca
Lineage: Eukaryota; Viridiplantae; Streptophyta; Magnoliopsida; Rosales; Rosaceae
Product: protein KTI12 homolog
Exons: 2
Coding region: 164-1072 (302 amino acids)
Source: RefSeq, a predicted model, not a curated record